AUGUCUGGCAGCGGCGAUGUCACCCUCUUCGAGGAGUCCUUCACGGUCACCAACUACGACCAGUCCAAAUACGAUAGAGUCGCCCGUAUCUCGGCCACCUCGACCGACAACCAGACGCUCAUGACCCUUGACAUCAACGUUGAGCUGUUCCCCGCCUCCGUUUCCGACAGCCUGCACGUGGUUCUGGCGACCUCUCUGGCCCACGAUGGCAGCAAGGACGACGAGAAGGGAUGGCGGGACGUGACCAAGGGCAACCAGGACCGUGAGCCGUCAUUGGCCGAUAUGUUCGACUAUGUCUGCUACGGCAAGAUCUACAAAUUCGAAGAUGCCGACGACGGUCAAACUAUCAAGGCCUACGUCUCGUUCGGAGGCCUGUUGAUGUCCCUCGAAGGCCCCUACAAGAAGCUGACCCCGCUGAGAGUCGACUACGUCUACCUUCUCAUCAAGAAAUGA
Molecule: messenger RNA, 453 nt
Organism: Colletotrichum fioriniae
Lineage: Eukaryota; Fungi; Ascomycota; Sordariomycetes; Glomerellales; Glomerellaceae
Gene: RPB8
Product: DNA-directed RNA polymerases I, II, and III subunit RPABC3
Biological process (GO): DNA-templated transcription
Cellular component (GO): RNA polymerase III complex; RNA polymerase II, core complex; RNA polymerase I complex
Source: RefSeq, a predicted model, not a curated record